Xiphophorus couchianus (Monterrey platyfish) is the source of this 1047-nucleotide messenger RNA. RefSeq names its product serine-aspartate repeat-containing protein C-like. NCBI's taxonomy places the organism in Eukaryota, Metazoa, Chordata, Actinopteri, Cyprinodontiformes, Poeciliidae. The record is from RefSeq and is a predicted model, not a curated record. Bases 1 to 723 code for a protein of 240 amino acids. The transcript is spliced from 4 exons.
AUGAUGAGAAGAAGCACUCGACUACAGUCACUGGGUUACUACAACUCAGACGGACUGCCGAUCGUCUCCUACAGAGAGACUUCAUCCAAAAUCUUCAGAAAGCGAAGGAAGCCUAGAUUUGCCAACCCGAAAGCAGAAAUCGUUCCUCACAGAGACAUGAACUUGAGCUUAGACACGGACUCGGACUCAGGAACCAUCGUUUACUCUGAGUUUGACUUGGAGACGAACGCAGACACCAUCCCGUACACAGACUUUGACAUAGAGAUAGACAACAUCGCACACACAGACUUAGGCACGGACUCAGACGCAGAAACCGUCACAUACACGGUGUUAGACAUGGACUCAGACACAGAAACCAUCACAAACAUAGACUCGGACAGAGAUUCAGACACAGAACCCAUCCGUCACCCAGACUUGAACAUGAAUACUGAAGCAAGGAUGAUAGCAGAAGAAGAAUUUCACUUUGAAAACAGAAGGAGGACCGUCGGAAGUAAGCUGUUCCCCAAAAAGAAAUACGGGAACAUUAGCUUGUUCUUUGUCACAUGCCUCGUGGUUUUUGUUCUGGCUUACCCGAUUUAUGCCAUGACCUUCCCACUUGAAGAGUCUCCUGCAUCCCUUUUUGCAGAGGACAUGGCUUCCAAUGCAUACUGCAAAGGGAAGAUAAUGGAUCCAAUAGAGCUGAUGAAGACUCUGACAACAAAUGACUACUGUCACCCACCAUAAAUUAGCAGUAGUAUCACAGGACAGGACAUUGCAUUCAGCGAUUAUCACUGAAAUCGCACCUCAAUUUUCUCUGUAGUUUAUAAUUUCUCACUAACUGUGUGUCUGUGUUUUAAGGUGCAAAUCAGAUCCGCACACAGGACAGAGCGAUGGAUAGGUAAGUAUGGAGGUAAGAACGCCUACAUGUGUACUAUCAAGCUGAAAACUAACCUAUACCUACCUAUCUAUAUAGAUCUACCUAUCUAUAGAUCUACCUAUCUAUAUAGAUCUACCUAUCUAUAGAUCUACCUAUCUAUAUAGAUCUACCUAUCUAUAGAUCUACCUACC